AUGCUCUCCUCCGCCCUCCAGAUCUUGGCGUUCGCCCUGGCGCUGCUGGGCGUGUUCGGGGCGACGGUGGCCACGCUGCUGCCCAACUGGAAGGUGAGCGCCGAACAGGGCCCCAACAUCAUCACGGCCAUCUCGCAGAUGCAGGGGCUGUGGAUGGACUGCACCUGGUGGAGCACGGGGGUGUUCAGCUGCACGCUCAAGUACUCCGUGCUGGCGCUGCCCGCCUACCUGCAGACGGCCAGGACCACCAUGGUGCUCUCCUGCAUGAUGGCUACCCUGGGGCUCUGUCUGGCCGCCCUGGGGCUGAAGUGCACCCGCUGGGGGGGCAGCCACCGCGCCAAGGGACACACGGCCAUCGCGGCGGGCGCGUGCUUCGUGGUGUCCGGGGUGCUGUGUCUGGUGCCCGCUUCGUGGUUCACCAAUGAGGUGAUCACCAACUUCCUGGACGCCCGAGUGCCGGAGAGCAGCAAGUUUGAGCCAGGGGGCGCAGUCUACGUUGCCUUUGUGUCGGCCGGGUUCUUCCUGGCGUCUGGCGUGAUUUUCUGUCUGUCCUGCCCAGGGAAGCGCCAGGGGCCCCUGGACUCCGGCUCCUCCCACCCCAGCAAGGCACUCUCGAAGCCGCCGCCGCCGCAGCAGCCGGAGCAGCAGCCGCCUCAUUGUGAGCAGGUGAGCCGCGAGCAGCAGACGCAGUCGCCCGACCAGCACCCUCAGCCCCCGCCCCUGCCGCAGCCCAGCCGGGAGAAAGCCAACCCGGAGAAGCUGCUCCACGCCGACGAGCCGCCCCCGUCGCCUCACCGGCCGCUGGACAAGCUGCACCAGGACAAGCUCGCCCAGGAUCAGGAGCAGGCGUACUACUCGCCGUCCCGCUCCCGACCCCCACCCCCCGACAUCAAGAAGGGCUACAGCCUACAGGACUACGUGUAAUAGGCUCUCUCCACUGGCGGGAGCCCCGGACUGAAAAAAAAGGAGGCGGAGAAAAAUAAUGGAAGUGAGGGAAAGAAAGAAAGAAAGAAAAAUAGAUGGGUAAGGUACAUUGUGUUUGGCUUGAUAUUUCUCUUUGUAAGAGGAGAAAGAGAGGAAAAGGGGGGAUAGAGAGAGCUAGAGGCAGAGGUGGUGGAGGAGGUGGAGGUGUUGGUGGAGGAGGGUAAUGACUUUGACGGCGUUAUCUCCCUCACUCAUCUGUUCUUUCUGCACAGCAAGCAGUGAGGAAUGGAGCUGCUCCCAUUAUCUAACAGCAGACAGAUUGUGGAUCCUGUGCUCACAGAGUGAAUAAAAGGUUUGCAGCUGUGGGCUUUGGACAAAGGGACAAAUCAGGUAGUGACGAUGACGAAAAUGCACAAACGCAGCAUGAAUUCUGCUUUAUUUGACAAAAAAUAAGAUUGAAAUAAUAAAACAAAAAAACUGAACACUUUACCUCACCAAAGCUUUACAUCAGCUAGACGUGAAGAAGAAGCCGCGCACAAUUUCUUCAUCGCCAUUGUUUUGACUAGGGAGAGGAACACUUGACAGCAUAUGCAAUAAUACUUUUUUGCCAGGACAUGAUUACUAGUUAUUUCUGCGCUUGGCUUAAAGGCUUGUGGAAUGAUUAUUAUUCAGCCAGCGCAUGCUGUCUGUCUGCAACUUGCCUGGUAGAUAAUAAUGGCACGUUUACAGCUAAAUGUAAGGCUCAUUGCAGAGAAUGUGCUUCAGACAAUGUUUUGCUUAGUGUAGAGUAACGUUAAGAAAGGCUAGACAAAUACUCUCAAAAAAGAUGUUUAUGUUUGUGGGUGAAGAAAACGUGAGUGAGUGUGUGUGUGUGUGUGUGUGUGUGUGUGUGUGUGUGUGUGCGUGUGUGUGUGUGUGUGUG
Molecule: messenger RNA, 1846 nt
Organism: Alosa alosa (allis shad)
Lineage: Eukaryota; Metazoa; Chordata; Actinopteri; Clupeiformes; Clupeidae
Product: claudin-20
Exons: 1
Coding region: 1-924 (307 amino acids)
Biological process (GO): bicellular tight junction assembly; cell adhesion
Cellular component (GO): bicellular tight junction; plasma membrane
Molecular function (GO): structural molecule activity
Source: RefSeq, a predicted model, not a curated record